AUGUGGACUAGCCACCCAUCCUUUCCCAGUGGAACAGGCACACUUUUGGUAAUAUAUUCCAUAAAAAGAAGAAUCUUAGCCAGAAUUGCAGGAAUCCAAAAAUCUCCUAAUUAUCAGUUCAACAGCUACUUGUUAAACCUAGAAAGCAACCUGACCAAUGAGCUAGAUUCCAUCCUCAAGAAUGAAGAGGAUUUUUGGAAACUUAAAUCUUGGAUUAACUGGCUAAAUGAAAGGGAUGCCAACAAUAGAUUCUUCCACACAUCCACUCUCAACAGGAGAAGAAGAAACAGGAUCCUCUCCCUCAAAGAAGAGAGUGGAAAUUGGCUCUAUGAUCAAGGGGACAUCAAAACAUCCAUUUUGUCCUUCUUCAAGAAUCUCUAUACCUCCUCACAGUCACAAGCUCCCAUAUCCACCACCAACUAUAUGGCUAUGACCCAUACCCUAUCCGACUCUCAAAGGAAUAAGCUAGAUAGGCCUCUUGAGAUCAAAGAAAUAAAAAUGGCCAUCUUCUCCUUCAAGCCCUUCAAGGCCCCUGGGCCUGAUGGCCUCCAUCCCUUCUUCUAUUAG
Messenger RNA from Nicotiana tabacum (common tobacco), 567 nucleotides. RefSeq lists its product as uncharacterized. NCBI's taxonomy places the organism in Eukaryota, Viridiplantae, Streptophyta, Magnoliopsida, Solanales, Solanaceae. The record is from RefSeq and is a predicted model, not a curated record.